Daucus carota subsp. sativus is the source of this 2258-nucleotide messenger RNA. Its product is annotated as serine/threonine-protein kinase PBL27. The record is from RefSeq and is a predicted model, not a curated record. Gene Ontology annotation, biological process: protein phosphorylation. Bases 306 to 1781 code for a protein of 491 amino acids. The transcript is spliced from 5 exons. Gene Ontology annotation, molecular function: ATP binding; protein kinase activity. Lineage: Eukaryota; Viridiplantae; Streptophyta; Magnoliopsida; Apiales; Apiaceae.
AUAUACUAAAAUAAUAUAUAAUUUUCUGGCCUUGUGUCUUCUUUACCUUGUUCUUUCUUCUACCAUCAGUUUUCUUGAAUUUGUUGAUCUACUUUUUGUGAAACAAGUUGGUGUUGAUCUUUGUUCUUGAGCUAAUUAAGAUCACUUUGAACUGGCCCAUGACUUCAAUUUUGACAAUUAGACUGCUUGAUGCAAAAAGUUUUGAUUUUUCUGAGAUGGGUAUUUGAGGGACAAGUGAUAUAGAGAUUUUUGUAUGUAUAUGUUUUUUGGUUGGGAUUGAGUGUAUAGUGUUUUUGGAUUUUGAUAUGGGUGGGUGUUUUCCAUGUUUUCGAUCAUCAGAAGAGGCAGUGAAGGAAGUGGUGAAGAAGGAUUCUUUGAAGGAGGGUGCAGCAGCUCAGCCUCAUCAUGUUAGUUUAGAUAAAUCUAAAUCUCGGGGUGGAUUGGAUCCCAAGAAGGAACCAACCCUUCCAAAAGAUGGGCCAACAGCACAUAUUGCUGCACAGACAUUUACAUUCCGUGAGCUUGCAGCAGCGACUAAGAAUUUCAGGCCAGAGUGUUUACUGGGUGAAGGUGGUUUUGGACGUGUUUAUAAAGGGCGGCUUGAAAGCACAGGACAGGUAGUUGCUGUAAAACAGCUUGAUCGGAAUGGUCUUCAAGGGAACAGAGAAUUUCUAGUGGAGGUUCUUAUGCUCAGCCUCUUGCAUCAUCCAAAUCUUGUCAACUUGAUAGGUUAUUGUGCUGAUGGGGAUCAACGCCUUCUUGUUUAUGAAUUUAUGCCGUUGGGCUCACUGGAGGACCAUUUACAUGAUUUUCCACCUAACAAAGAGCCUCUGGACUGGAAUACAAGGAUGAAGAUUGCAGCUGGUGCAGCCAAGGGAUUAGAAUACUUGCAUGACAAAGCAAACCCUCCUGUUAUAUACAGAGAUUUGAAAUCAUCCAACAUUCUUCUUGAUGAAGCCUAUCACCCAAAGUUGUCUGACUUCGGCUUGGCAAAACUAGGCCCUGUUGGUGAUAAAACUCAUGUCUCCACAAGGGUUAUGGGGACCUAUGGUUAUUGUGCCCCUGAAUAUGCUAUGACGGGUCAACUGACACUGAAAUCCGAUGUUUAUAGUUUUGGAGUAGUCUUCUUAGAGCUUAUUACAGGACGCAAAGCUAUUGACAAUACCAGGACUCAUGGAGAGCAUAAUCUUGUAGCAUGGGCAAGGCCUCUUUUUAAGGAUCGCAGGAAGUUUCCAAAGAUGGCUGAUCCGUUGUUGCAAGGUCGUUAUCCAAUGCGCGGACUCUAUCAAGCUCUUGCUGUUGCUGCAAUGUGUUUGCAAGAGCAAGCUGCUACAAGACCUCUUAUAGGGGAUGUUGUAACUGCUUUAACCUAUUUAGCCUCCCAAGCUUAUGACCCAAAUGCGCCUGUAUCUCAAAGCAGCAGAGGUGGUACUCCUAGGAGCAGGGAUCGCCGGAGCUUGGCAGAUGGUGUAGAUAGUCCCGGUCAUUACGGUUCCCCUUCUACACAUAGGAACUCUCCUGAUUUCAGAAAGAGAGACUCUGUUACAGAGUCGCGAAACGGUGAAACCAGUGGUGGGUCUGGGAGAAGAUGGGCUUUAGAAGAACUAGAGCGUUCAGAUUCUCUAAGAGAUAGCCCUGUCAGCGCAGGAAGAGCCAGGGAGACGAGGAAUCGAGAUUUAGAUAGAGAGCGUGCAGUAGCAGAGGCAAAAGUAUGGGGUGAGAAUCUGAGAGAGAAAAAGAGAGGUGGCGCAAUGGAUAGUUUUGAUGCUACAAACGAGUAAUUCUGCUGGAGCAUGGUUAUGUUACACUGAUACAUUUGAGGAUCGUCCUGGAAAAAGAAGAAUGCCGUUGUCAAAAUUUGCCCAAGGAUAGAUUAUGUGUCUACCUUAAGCUGUUGUUGUCCUAUAUCAUUCGUGUAGAGUCUUUAGUUCAAGCUUUCGGUAUUUCAUGGUAAUGGCACAAAACACAGCUAAAGGUGGCACUGGAGGAGGUUAUCUUGUAAUUUAUGGUCAUUUUAGUAGUUACUUUGUUGCAGAAUGUUUCAUGCACCAUGUUAAUCUAUAUGUAAUUAGGGUCUUGGUAGAGUUAAUGUUAUGCGAUGAGAAGUUGGGCCACACAUCAGUGCUUUACUGGUUUUAUUUGGCUUGGUUUGGGUGUCACCUUGUUGCGUUGUUACAUAUUGUGUUGUUACAGUUCUCUUCAUGUAUGUAUUUCUGAGCUGGUCAUGUUUUCGGCUUAUACAAAGAGGUUUUUCCCCA